AUGGAAUUAUUAAUGUAAAAUUAGGUUAAUUUGAAAUGUUAAAAGCACAAUAAAAAUGAAAUUAUUUACAUUUAAGUCAAUGAAUUGGAAGAAAAUAAAUGUAUUUUUUACUGUGAAGCUUGUGUAAGUAUAGAUUAUUAUUUCAAACCCUCGAAUUACGUUAGAAUUAAAUAAGUUUUGGAUUUUAAUGAUUAAUCAAUUGUUUUUAGCUGGCCUCCUCUUAAUGAUAAUAACCUUUAAUAAUAACUAAUUUAGCUAUCCACAAAAGAGUAGGUAUAUUAAAAUAUUUUAAGCAAGGAUGUUGUAACUUUCUUUGAGGAAUUAAAGAUGCAGCUGCUUCAUAAAAUUAAUGUAUGUCAAACAAAAGCUAUCAACUUAGUUUAGGAAUUUCCAAAUAUUGAGAAACACAUAAUUUAAGAAUAUUAGAAAAUUUCAAAGAUUAAUACAUUUAAAGACCUAUUUUUAGACUAGAAAACAAAUUUACAGCAAAAAGAAGCUUUGUGCAAAAGUUUUAUUAAUGAAUUUAUUCGAUAAAAAGACAAAAAUACUCAGUUUUUUUAGUAAAUUUUUAAUGAGUAAGAUAAACUGAAAUAAGCUAUUAAUUUGGAUGCUUUAGAUUAAAUAAGAAAAUAAAUGCUUUAAAUAAUAGAUUAAUAUUUUGAUUCAAAUGCUUUUUCUUUAUAAUAAUUUAGUAAUAAUUUAAGGAGCUUGAAGUAAAUUUAAAAAAAUGAACCUUAGCAAAACCAAAACCAUGAAAUAUAGAUAAUAAAUUAGUAAAUUAGUUAUUAUAAUUAAUAGAUAAAUUAACCAAUAAAAAUUUAGGAAGAUUUGCUAUCAAAAAUCUAAUUUAUUCAAUCAAUUUAUUGUGAAGAUAAAUAUGAUAGAUUAAAGAUUGCAGUAAAUUAAGAUAAUAACUAAAUAGAGCUGGCAACUCAAAAUGUAAAAAUAGGAUGGAGUGGAUGCUAUUACACUAAUUUAAUUUUUGACAGAAAUUAAGAUUAUAUUAUACGAUUCAGAGUUAGGCAAAAAUAUAAUUACAAGAAAGCAGAAAUGCAGUUAGGAUUAGCUAGCAACGCUCAGUAUGAUAAAUUUUUCCCAUAUGAUAACCUUUCUUGCCUAAUGUAAUUUUUUGAGAAUAAAAUCUCAAUAUCUGAUAUAAACUAGGGAAUAGCAAAAGUAAUUAAAGGUGAUUUAAAAAAUAUAUCUAGUAAUGAGGAUUUGUAGUUAAAAGUAAGCAUAAAUUAAGGAAUUCUUGAGUUAUCUGAUAUAAAUCAAAAUAAUGUAAUUGGAUUGUUAGAUAAAUAUAAAUAAAAGCUAUCUCUCUAAAACUUAAGAUUUUUUGUUUAAUUAAAUUGUUAUUCAAUUUUAAGUAUUUUAUAAUUUAUAAAUAUUUAAGGAUGA
Tetrahymena thermophila SB210 is the source of this 1401-nucleotide messenger RNA. RefSeq lists its product as hypothetical. The record is from RefSeq and is a predicted model, not a curated record. The transcript has a single exon. NCBI's taxonomy places the organism in Eukaryota, Ciliophora, Oligohymenophorea, Hymenostomatida, Tetrahymenidae.